Molecule: messenger RNA, 5768 nt
Organism: Monodelphis domestica (gray short-tailed opossum)
Lineage: Eukaryota; Metazoa; Chordata; Mammalia; Didelphimorphia; Didelphidae
Gene: MACROD2
Product: mono-ADP ribosylhydrolase 2
Biological process (GO): purine nucleoside metabolic process; DNA damage response; peptidyl-glutamate ADP-deribosylation
Cellular component (GO): nucleoplasm
Molecular function (GO): ADP-ribosylglutamate-[protein] hydrolase activity
Source: RefSeq, a predicted model, not a curated record
GACUGGCAGGCUGUUCAGCCAAUGGGAGGCAUCAUCGCCCAGCUGCUGGGAGGCGGGGCCUUUGCGAGGGUGUUAGGUUAGAGCGAGGCGUGACCUAGUUGACAGGCUUUGAGGGGCUUCUGCCACCGCUGCUGGUGCUGCCGCUGUCUCUGCUGCUGGUGCUGGUGCUGGUCCUGGUGCUGCUGUCACGGCUGCAGCUCACGGGGUGUCCUGCAAAGGAGAAUCGGAGCCGGAGCCCGAGGCGAGAGCGAGCUGUGAGGAGACGGGGAAGGGAGAACCGGAGGAAGGGGGGACGGCGGCGGCUGCUGCGGGCGGGGGGGCAGAGACUCUUUCACUUUUUGGAUUUCCCCGAGUUCCCCCUCCCACCCCGUGCGCGCACACACCCCCCCUUUUUUCCUGUGAGCCUGGGGAACUUGCAGCUCAAAGCCAGCCACCCCCACGGCAACAUGUACCCCAGCAACAGGAAGAAAAAGGUGUGGAAAGAGGAGAAAGAACGUUUACUGAAGAUGACCUUGGAAGAGAGACGAAAAGAAUACGUGAGGGAUUAUGUUCCUUUGAAAGACAUUCCAUCAUGGAAGGAAGAAAUGAAGACCAAAAGUCAGAAUGACGAUGAAAAUGUCCAGGAAAUUUCACAAGUGAAGAAAAGCUUGAGUGAAAAAGUUUCUCUCUAUCGAGGUGACAUCACAUUGCUUGAGAUUGACGCCAUAGUCAAUGCAGCAAAUGCCAGCCUUCUUGGAGGAGGAGGGGUGGAUGGCUGCAUUCAUAGAGCAGCUGGACCCUGUCUGGUUGCUGAAUGCCGUAAUUUGAGUGGCUGUGAGACUGGACAAGCUAAGAUCACGUGUGGGUAUGACCUGCCAGCAAAAUAUGUCAUCCAUACUGUGGGACCUAUAGCCAGGGGUCAUAUCAGUGAUUCUCAUAAAGAAGACCUUGCAAAUUGCUAUAAAUCUUCUCUGAAGUUGGCAAAAGAAAACAAUAUCAGAUCAAUUGCAUUCCCCUGUAUUUCCACAGGAAUUUAUGGAUUUCCAAAUGAGCCAGCUGCAACUGUAGCCCUAACCACCAUCAAGGAAUGGCUAAAUAGGAAUCAUCAUGAGAUGGACCGGAUCAUCUUUUGUGUCUUCUUGGAAGUUGACUUCAAAAUUUUCAAGAAGAAAAUGGGUGAAUAUUUCCCUAUAGAGGGUCUAGAAGCAAAGGAACUUUCUCCUCCUCCCAAGAAGAGCAAAGCAAAGAAGCCAGAACAUGUGAAGGAGUCUAAUGAGGAUGAGAAUGGUACAGAAGAGAAGCCAAGCUCAGAGGAAAUGGAAGGCUGCAGCCAAGGAGCAGAUGAGGCACAGCCUCCCACCGCACCCAGCCCUUCAUCAGAAGAAGCUGUUGAAGCCAGCAAGGAUAAAGAUUCUACCACAGAUGCGGGUGUUAUACAAGAGGAUGAUGUCACCCCUGGAUCAACACAAGACCAAGAUCCUGCUGAAGGACAUGAUGAUGACUCAAUGAAGAAUGAAAUGAAAAUUGAGACUGAAUCCCAGAGCUCAUACAUGGAAACAGAAGAACCUCCAUCAAAUCAAGAAGAUGCCCCAGUUGUUCCAAACUUUGAAGUUACUCCAGCCACUGAUGAAAAAGAAGAAAAAGAAAAUGAAAAAGAAGGAGCUUUGCAAGAAGGGAAGCCAUCAGCAGAGCAAGUUGGUGCUGGAGAUGCCUGCCUUGUGGAAAACACUGCAAGCCAUGAUGUUGAAAUGAAUAGCCAGGUUGAAAGUAUAACUGCUGACCCAACAGAGAGUCAACAAGAAGAUUAACUCAAACAGAUGAACAAGAUGAGGCAAAAGAAUGAAAUGACAUGGCAGCCCUUAGCAAUGUAUGGCAUCUGAUGGCAUCGGUGAAGUGGAGGCUGAGAUGACACCAAGUAGUGUCAAUAAGGGCUAGGGGUGGGUGGGGGAGGGAACUUGGGUCCAAAGAGAAGGGGAUUCUUUGCUUUGAUUCUUCUAGUUGUAUUUUGUUCUGUUUAUCUUCUUGAAGGGGACUAGGACAAUAGAGAAAGAUGCUUCCUCGGGUAUGGUGGCAGGUGCCCCAUAGGUAAACCAUUUCUUUUUUUAAAGGCACUGACCCUAUAUUGAUGUCUUUCCUUUGAAAAUUUUGUCCCAGGGUCAUAAUGGGACAGCUUAGACAUACACACAUAUACAUACAUAUGUAUAUAUAUACAUAUAUAUAUAUAUAUAUAUAUAUUCUGGUCUCCUGAUUUGCUUUCUCCAUGACUUUGUAAAGCAGGUUAUUCAGUGGUCUCUUUGAAAAAACAGAAGGGAAUAAGGUAGCUUUCUGUGUCAUAAUCUAAAAUUUCAGAAAACAUAGAGCUAGACGGCAGCAUAAUCCACAGACAGUAUCAAGUAGGGAACAGGUUAUUAGGAAGUGGUCAAAACCGACUUACUAAACCUUUGAAAAAAAUCUGGAUACCUAUAAAAUAGAAAAUGAGAUUUUAUUGGACACCUCAUAGCACCACAGAUUAGUUCCAUGGCAUUCAUUUUUAAAUGAUGAAAAAGCUUUUAGACAAACACAGAGUAAGAUGAGCUUAACUAGUAAUAUCAUAAAAGCCCCUUUCCAAGCCCAUGUCACCUUCAACCUUAGGUAGAUCUAAGAUUUUCAUUUUAUCAGCAAGACAAAUUUACAACAGGGCUCCUUUAUCCCAACAGAUCCUUAGCAUUUGCUUAUCUCAUAGCUUGGGUGUUAGGGCAAGAUGGUGCCAAUGACUGUAGUUUUUUGUUUUGUUUUUUUUUUCCCUAGUCAGUGGCAACACAGCUUAUUUAAGUAAGCACUAAUCUAGAUGUUGCUAGUAUUUUAACCUCUGGAUUAAAUAAGGACAUAUGCCAAUUAGAAGUCAUCCAAUGUUGACUGUGGGUCUUACACUUGAAAUCCCUCCUGCUUUACUUCCCAAAACAGAUGGGUGUAUAAUUAUGCAUCCUCAUGUAAUUGAGUGAGACACUUGCCCCAGAUGAUUGGGUAUAGGGCUCUGUGGGUCAAAUGUCACUAGGUAUUAAAAAGGAAAAAAAGGACGAGCAAGAAUCUCCUUUAAACUGUGCAGUAAAUUAAAUUAGUAUGCCUUUCACAAAAAGAAGAUAUGCUGUUCCCAAAAGAACACCCAGCACGUUUUCAAGGUUUGAAGGUCUGAAGAACACAUCCCCCUCCCUGUUAGAAGCAAUUAGAGCUCCUGUUUGCAGUCUCUGCUUCCUGGUUUGUUUUGACAUUACAUUACUUGACUAGGCCAGGUCUGAAAAUAAUUUGUUGCUGGGUUCCUCCCAGCCAACCACUGAGCACAGCAGUGAAAAAGGAACAGCAGCUCUGAUAGUCUAUGAGGCUAGUUCUCUCUGCAGAAUGGAGACUGACUAGCAUCUGCUAAAGAGGCCGUGGGACCAAGGGAUGAAAAAGUCAGAGAAGGAGCUCAGGUAUAUAUAUAUGUGCUAGUAUCUUUUUAACUAUAAUCCCUCAGAAGUCAAUAUUGACACCCUUAGCUAACCUUCUCGCCAACAGGCUGUACCUCCACCAGAACUUAAUCUUGUUUCCCUCAUGUCCCUUUAAGCUCCUUGUGACCAGACCUUUUUACAAGUACUUUGGAAUCUAUAUUUCAUUUAUAUUUUGCCUUAAACAAGCAGAUUGUAGUAGAUGGAUGUCCAAAUAUAGUCAGUCAGGUUGCAUACUUUACUAAUCAGCAUUCUUUGGACAUUUGGUUUAAAUUCUACUGAAGCUGGAAUUGGUUUUCACCAUGCCUCUACAGGAAGCCUUCCUUUUCUCUUUACACAGAAGUAUAUGAGUGCUUGUGUAUCACACACACACACACACACACACACACACACACACACACACAAACACACAUAUUCUUCCUGGUUUUUUUUUUUUCUUUCAACGCUUCCUGAAUUUGUUUUCCCCUCUGGACUUAUUUGCUACAUUUUAAAAAUUAACAGUCUGUAUUUCUGCCUAACACCCAUAGAGCAAUUUCACUAUCACAUAAUUCAUCUUCAGCUGAAGCAGCCCAUCAUCAAAACAACUAUUCCCUUGCGAAUGACAUCAUGGAAUCCUAGCUUGGCCAUUCCCUUGUGUGGUGUCAGUGAAUGAUCUAGGAAUGAGGAUAUCCUUUUUCAAGCCCCAUUAAACAUUGCUUCCUUAGAAGCAAGGAGAAAGUGAUUUUAAAAUAGUCCUAGAAAUGAUACCACAUGAAUUCUGAUAUUUUCUCUAUUUUAUGCCAUCUUUAUAACUUAAUUGAAAAAGUCACUGUCAUUCUUGUGAAGUGCUUGACAAGUGCAAUCUGCUGCAAGCAGAUUAUCCCGUGGCUACCAAAUGUUGGUGAUAUUCGCUUGCAGUAAUGAGCUACAACAGAAAACAACAUGAGAGAGAUGGUAUAGAGAACCAGGCUUGAAAGUGGUUCAAGAUGAAAGAUUCUGAAUCUCCCACUUUGGAACCACCAACAUGGAAAAUAAUGACCUUGACUAAUACUCCAGGUCUGAGACCUAAGCUAUCUUGAUUACCCAAGAGAGUCAUUUCCUCCAUACUUAUUUUUAACUUUGGUUCCCUUGCACCUUUGGGUAGUUAUUUAAAAUCUGGGGUUUUCUGCCUAAGGAUACUAUAAAAAAGUAAGCAAUGAAUCGAGAAAACUAAGAGAGUUAGGAAGAAUGCCAAUCCAUUCAAUCCGAUGAACCCAAAUAUAAAAUUUGUUUGGAUUUAUUAUCUGGUUUGGUUUAGAGAUUUUCAAGAGUUGCUGUUUAACUCUAUGAUUUUAUUGUUUUUAAAAAGAAUUCAUCAAGAUACUAUACUCUCAUUGAAAUAGUAAAAAUAAAAAUUAUCAAGUUAUUACUGUGAUAUAAUAUAACAUGGACACAGUGAAUUGUCAUUUCACUAGAAUUGCUGAAAUUAAUAGAAUAGGCUUUGUAAAAGAAUAAAUACCAAGUCAAUUAGUUCUUCCGCACAUGAAUUCUGUAUGUCGAUUUCUACCCAGAUUUCAAUCAUACUGUAGCAUGGGGGGGCGGGGGGCAGGGAGGGUUGGGGAGGGGAAAGAGAAUAAAACCCUACAUUAGUGAUGUUUGCAUACAGAGUAUCAAAAUAAGCUUUCAACAUAAUAGUUCCAAUUAAAAAAGGUUCUCAAUCUAGGAGAAACAAUGCAUUAUUCCUCUAGUUGGUGGCUGCUCAGAUGAUGGACAAGUCUUCUUUCAGAGUAGCUCACAAAGGAGACAUCUGAAGCACUGUCUGUGAUAUUGGGUCACAUAUUAUUCACUGCAGCUAAUUGUAAAUCUUUCUAUGAAACACUGAAAAGCCUCUUUGUGAAUUAAUACCGUUCUGCUUGAUGCACUUGAUUAAAAAAGACAUUUCUCUCUAUGUGGUGCAUGUCGGCUUUGCUUUGAAAAAUUACAAAGUUAGCAGAAUAUGUUUAAUAUAUUUUCUUGGGGACUAGGGUUUUUAUCAUAUGAUUCAUUAAGGAUUUGCCUUACCCUGACAUUUGUGAUAUAAAGGAAAAUCUGAAAAAAAAUGUAAUUUUCUUGAUCAAAAUAUGUUUUUACUUAAUGCAAAUAAAUGUAGUCUGUUGCUUGCAAAACGUCUUCUGAUAGCUGGUAUAAACUGCUAAAUAGAAUUAGACGUGCCUCCUUUGUUAAUCUAGCAUUUAAGUGCUGAAUUGCUUCUAAAUCUAUUAGUUUCUUUCUGUCUGUGCCAUACAUUGAAAACCUUAAACAACCGAUGCCUUCAUACUACAUUUGUUAAUGCAGAAUACUAAUAAAACUUAUUCAAGAGGAUAAGAUUGA